ACGAUUGUUGUAAACAAAACAUUUGAUUUGUUAUAAAUGACAUAUUUCUGUGCUAGUUUAGUAAUUAUUGGUGUUUGUAAAAUCUAAUAUAUGAUAAUAACGCACUAAAUGGGAGACAAAAGUUAUUAUUGCGAUUACUGUUGCUGUUUUCUGAAGAAUGAUGUAAAUGUGCGCAAAACGCACAACUCCGGUUUAGUUCAUAACAUGGCAAAAUUGCGUUAUAUGAGACGAUUCGAAGAUCCUAGAAAAGUGCUGGAACAGGAAGCUAUUAAGGAGCCUUGUAUGCGUUACUUAAACGGCAAAUAUUGUAAAUUUGAUUUAAUGUGCAAGUUUACACAUUUCAAUGAAGCACAGUUAGAACACUUGCGUAAAAUGGUGAAACGCUUGGAGAAAGCUCAAACGUCUAAAGUUAUUGACAAACGGAAGAAGCACAACAAAAUUAUACUACCAUGGUAUAAAAGUGGUGAAAAAAAUAAUAAAAUCAUAAACCACAAACGCCUACCAGAAUCACUGCAACCCAUAAACUUUGAUCGAAUUAAUGAUGAAUUUCUGAAACUCGAAUGGGGUUAAAAAAAUAUGAAAAUAAAAGUACAUAUUCAAGUUUUUGGUAAAUUAGAUUUCUCAAUUUUUGUAACGUAAAUUAAUAUACAAUUUUCUAUAUCUGAUAUAUUUUUUCGUAAAUAAAUUGGAUUUUUCAAUUUUUAAACAGUAAACUAAUAUACAA
Zeugodacus cucurbitae (melon fly) is the source of this 724-nucleotide messenger RNA. RefSeq names its product zinc finger matrin-type protein 5. Lineage: Eukaryota; Metazoa; Arthropoda; Insecta; Diptera; Tephritidae. The coding region runs from base 109 to 570 and encodes 153 amino acids. Gene Ontology annotation, molecular function: zinc ion binding; nucleic acid binding. Gene Ontology annotation, cellular component: U12-type spliceosomal complex; nucleus. The record is from RefSeq and is a predicted model, not a curated record. The transcript has 3 exons.